Messenger RNA from Candida albicans SC5314, 2583 nucleotides. RefSeq lists its product as uncharacterized. The transcript has a single exon. Gene Ontology annotation, biological process: positive regulation of transcription by RNA polymerase II. The coding region runs from base 1 to 2583 and encodes 860 amino acids. Gene Ontology annotation, molecular function: transcription coactivator activity. Gene Ontology annotation, cellular component: nucleus. NCBI's taxonomy places the organism in Eukaryota, Fungi, Ascomycota, Pichiomycetes, Serinales, Debaryomycetaceae. The record is from RefSeq and is a predicted model, not a curated record.
AUGUCAACUAGUGAGUUUCUACGUUCCUCUCCAACUAGGGAUGAUAAUGAUAAUGAUUAUGAUCUUAAGAAACCUAUAAUUUCUACUCAGACACCUUUACAUAACAAGAUUUCUUCUAUCCCAUUAACUAAAUCAUCAACAUCAACAUCUUUAAAGAAUCAACAACAACAACAACAACAAUUUACAAUGGGUACACCAUCUAUAACUGCAUCAGCGUCGAAAUAUAUCAACCAAUCCUUAAACUUGAGUGGAUGGACACCAUUAAUUUCCAAAACUUAUUCCAAUGAACAAUUAUUAUUAUUCAAUUCAACACCAAACAGACUUGUAUUUUCAAACAACACUAAUAAUAAUAAUAAUAACAACAACAACAACAACAAUAGUAAUAGCAACACUUCCAUAAAUGAUUUAGAUUUCCAAGGGUUUGGUUUAACUCCUUUUAUAAAUCAUAAUAUUAAUGUUUUGGGUAGUGCUACAUCAACAAAUCAAUUCAAUCCUAAUUUUACUCCUUAUCAUGAAAAAAUCUUUCAAAAUGCUAAUGAUUUUUAUAUCGAUUCACCAAUUAGAUUUGGUAUUAAUAAUAAUAAUAAUAAUACUACUACUAAUAAUAAUAAUAGUAAUAACAAUCAAAACUUUACUUCGAAUCAAGAUAUUCAAGCUAUUACUCCUUCAAAAUUUACUCUUAAUAGUGUUGCUAAUAAGAAAAUCUUACAAGAUCCUUUGAAAAGUGCUACCAAAAGAUCAAUAGCUUUACUUGAUACUCCACCUAGACAACCUCAUAAAUUGAGUAUUACUACCAAGGCAGAGAAAAAUGAAAUUGAUACGCCAGAACAUGAAACAAAUGGGAAAGAAAGUAUAAACAAUGAUGAUGAUGAUGAUGAUAAUAAUAAAGAAAACAGAAAUUCAAGUUUGGUAAAUGAUAAAUUAAAAGUACUUCAAAAGAAAAUUGAAAUUGAAGCUGAAGUCGAAGUUGACGAUGAUGAUGACGAUGACGAUGAUGAAGAUUUUGAUAAAAAGGCAUUUUUGCAAACACCAUCCAAAGUUCUUCGAGAUGUCACUAAUAAACCAAAAAUCCAAUUUCAAACUCCAGCAAAGCAAAAAUUAUUAGCACCUAGUUCACCAUCUACAAUUAUUAUUUCCAGUCCAGCUAAAGGAGAUGACGAUGACGAUGAAGAAAAAGAAGAAGAAGAAGGAAACGAUAAAGAUGGAAUUCGUGGUAACAAGAAGGGGAAGAGUAAUAUUGUGAUCAAUAUUGAGAAUGAUAAAGAUGAUGAAUCUUUAAUGGUGCCACCGAGUCCAACACCAGCGAAAAAUUUACCUAAAAAACCAAUGAUGGGAGUAUUUUCUGAAAAGAAAUCGAAUUCAACUACUGGUGGCAAUCAAAAUUUAUUUAGUCAUUUCAACAAUAAAACAGAUGAUAUAAUUGGUAAUAAUAAAUUUAAAAACAAGAAUAAAUCCAAACACAAUCAACUGGCCCAACCACUGCAACCACAACUAUCCCAAUCCCAAUCACAGCCACAACCACAAUCGACAACUUUCAAUUUUAAGGACAAUAGGAAAAAAGCAGCAAAUAAAGCAAAAAUGCAAGCAGGUAUGAAUAAAUUUCAAAUUGUAUUAACUGACGUACACACAUUAAUCAAUAAGAAGAAGAAAAACACCAAAGAUGAUGAUCAAAAGAAACAACAACCACAGCAGCAACAAAAACAGAAAGAACUGCAAAAAGAGAAACAACAACAAACAAGUAAUAAUAAAUCUGAUAAAAAGAUUAUAUCAAAACAAUCAACACAGUCUCUACCGCCUCCACCACCACCACCACCACAAGCACCAACAUUAACAACAACUCCACAAUUAACUCAUCAACUGUCAUCAUUACAAGAUCACAAUGUAACUAUGAAUAGUUCUAAAGAUCAUAGUAGUAUAAUAUCUGCCGGUAAUAACAGUAUGAAUACUAGUCAUUUUAAUAUUACAACUGAUCAUUCAUCAUUUGAAUUUGGUGGAUUAUCAUCAACGCCGAAUUCGAAAUUUUUAUUAGAUAAAAUAUUUGAAAAGCCAUCACCACAAACCACCAAUUAUUUCUUACAACAACAACAACAACAGCAACAACAAAUCCAACAAAUCCAACAAAUCCAACAACUACAACAAUUACAACAAUUGCAACAACAACAACAACAAAUUAUACUGAUGAUACCUUCACAAGAUGGAUCAAAUAGUACAAUGCCACCACCUCUAGGAAAACAACAACAACAACAACAAUCAGUACAAUUUAUUGCUUCACAAUUCCCAUUAAUGACAAUGACAAUGUCAACUCCUCAACAUCAAGGUAUAAUUAAUUACAAUCCUCAAAUUUUUACCAAUAAUGGUUCUUCAAUAAAUAAUGAUGGUAAUAGUAGUACUACUAGUAGUAGUAAUAGUCAAGAAACUUCACCUGAUGGAUUAUUUAAUUAUGGUAGUACACCACAAGGAAUUUCAAUGUUUCAAAGUGGUCAUACUGGUGGUCAUAGUCUUCAUUCAUUUAAUCAAUCAAGAUCUACUACUGGUACUACUGAUAAUAAUAAUACUCUUCCUCAAUUUGAUGAAGAAAUGUGA